AUGCAUGAAGAUUCAUCAAGUAGACGCAAGGUGGAUGAUGAUGUUCAGGAAGGUGUUGUUCCUGUCUAUCUUCUUGAUCGUGAAACCACAACACGUGCAAAGAUUCUUAGCAACAUAGUAAAACAAAAAAGAAAGGAGAAAGCAGGAAAGCGGGACGUUCCUUUACCCAAGGUUUAUGCUCUCAUAAGGGAAAGAGAUACCCUACGUAGAGAGCAAAAUAAAAAGAGUGAUGAUGCUGAUCUUCUCAAUGAAAAGGAUGAAAUCAUCACUCAAGUUAUGGAAGAAGGCGAAGAACUCUCAACGAAAAAGCAGCUCAAGAAUCCCAAAACUGUUAUUUCACAAAAGUUUCUACAUAUUUUGGACACUAGACAGAUCUUGAAACGGCUUGCAAAUGAAUAUCUAAAACAGCUCGGAAGAAUGGUGGCAAAAUUAUCUCAUGCGAAUCCAAUGACUGUUCUUAGAACACUUGUGCACCAGGUACCCAUUGCUUUCAUAAGGUUUGCUUGUCAGGCAUUAAGUAUCUAA
Molecule: messenger RNA, 525 nt
Organism: Lactuca saligna
Lineage: Eukaryota; Viridiplantae; Streptophyta; Magnoliopsida; Asterales; Asteraceae
Source: the annotation of a GenBank genome assembly